Cucurbita moschata (crookneck pumpkin) is the source of this 1677-nucleotide messenger RNA. Its product is annotated as polyol transporter 5-like. Gene Ontology annotation, molecular function: carbohydrate:proton symporter activity. The transcript has 3 exons. Gene Ontology annotation, cellular component: membrane. Bases 47 to 1594 code for a protein of 515 amino acids. Lineage: Eukaryota; Viridiplantae; Streptophyta; Magnoliopsida; Cucurbitales; Cucurbitaceae. The record is from RefSeq and is a predicted model, not a curated record. Gene Ontology annotation, biological process: transmembrane transport.
UAUAUAAGAGACGCUCCCAACUCGAAAGCAUUAUUCAAUUCUCAAUAUGGGAUACCACAUAGAUGAAGCUUCUUCAGCAAUUCCCAAGAAGCCCAAAAGAAACAAAUAUGCUUUCAUGUGUGCAAUUUUGGCUUCCAUGGCUUCCAUUUUACUCGGCUACGACGUUGGUGUAAUGAGUGGAGCUGCAAUUUUUAUCAAACGAGACUUUGGAAUCUCCUACGUCCAGCAGGAAGUUAUGACCGGCGUCAUCAACCUCUACUCCCUCAUCGGCGCCGCCGCCGCCGGCAGAACAUCCGACUGGAUCGGCCGCCGCUACACCAUGGUCCUCGCCGGUAUCAUCUUCUUCCUCGGUGCCAUUCUCAUGGGCUUCGCCACCAACUACGCCUUCCUCAUGUUCGGCCGUUUCAUCGCCGGCCUUGGCGUCGGCUACGCCCUCAUGAUCUCUCCCGUCUACACUGCCGAAGUCUCUCCCGCCUCCUCUCGCGGCUUCCUCACCUCAUUUCCCGAGGUGUUCAUAAAUUUCGGAUUACUUUUGGGAUACAUCUCGAAUUUCGCUUUCGCAAAGCUUCCACUUCAUCUCGGAUGGCGAUUCAUGCUCGGAAUCGGCGUAUUCCCCUCGGUAUUUCUAGCCGUAGUCGUUUUAAUGAUGCCGGAAUCGCCACGUUGGCUAGUAAUGCAAGGCCAAGUUGGAGAAGCCAAAAAAGUCCUCGACAAAACCUCUGAUUCCGUUGAAGAGGCUCAACAGAGACUCGCCGACAUCAAGGAAGCCGCCGGGAUACCCAUCACCUGCACCGACGACGUCGUCCAAGUCCCAAAGCGGAGCAGCCACGGCAAGGACGUUUGGAAAGACCUCUUCCUCCACCCGACGCCCUCCGUCCGCCACAUUAUAAUAGCCGCCGUUGGACUCCACUUCUUCCAGCAAGCAUCCGGCGUGGACUCCGUCGUUCUCUACAGCCCCACCAUCUUCGAGAAGGCUGGAAUCAAAUCCGACAGAGAAAAGCUACUCGCGACGGUGGCCGUUGGAUUCACCAAAACCGUCUUUAUCUUAGUCGCUACUUUUCUCCUCGACCGUGUAGGACGGCGGCCGUUGCUCCUCAGCAGCGUCGCUGGGAAGAUAAUAUCGCUCCUGCUGCUGGGAAUGGGGCUCACGAUAAUUCAACACCAUGAUCACGUGAGACUCACGUGGGCAGUUGGGCUGUGUAUUGCCACAGUGUUGUCCGACAUGGCGUUUUUCUCCAUCGGAAUGGGGCCCAUCGCGUGGGUUUACAGCUCGGAGAUUUUCCCGUUGAAGCUACGCGCCCAAGGGGCGAGUAUAGGAGUGAUAGUGAACAGAAUGACAAGUGGGGUAGUGACAAUGACGUUUUUGUCCCUGUCCAACGCGAUUACGAUUGGUGGGGCGUUUUUUCUGUACGCCGGGAUUGCAGCGAUUUCUUGGGUGUUUUUCUACGUUGUGUUUCCUGAGACGCAAGGGAGGACUCUCGAGGACAUGGAGGGACUUUUCGGUAAUUUACUUUGGAGAUUUUCUAAACAGAGGAAAAUAGAGAGAAACGACGUCGGAAAUCAAGUUCAAUUAGGGACAAAUGGGGAAGUUUAGAAAGAAGGCUGUAUUGAUUUAUACUCAACCCUAUAAUUAUGUGUGAUUAUAAUUAAUAAUAUUUUCAUCCAAAUUAAUAUUUA